Molecule: messenger RNA, 1031 nt
Organism: Pimephales promelas (fathead minnow)
Lineage: Eukaryota; Metazoa; Chordata; Actinopteri; Cypriniformes; Leuciscidae
Product: hydroxycarboxylic acid receptor 2-like
Biological process (GO): G protein-coupled receptor signaling pathway
Cellular component (GO): membrane
Molecular function (GO): G protein-coupled receptor activity
Source: RefSeq, a predicted model, not a curated record
AUGAACAACUCCUCAAUGUGCUGCACUUAUGAAACACCCAUGCUGGACCAAUAUCUUCCCCCUGUAAUGUUCACGGAAUUCAUAUUGGGCCUUAUGGGGAAUGUCGUCGCCCUCUCGAUGUUCUUCUACCACAGGGACACCUGGAAGCCCAAUUCUAUUUAUCUUGCCCACUUAGCUCUGGCGGACGCAUUGGUCCUCUUCUGCCUUCCUUUCAGGGCCGACUACUACCGCAGGGGCAAAGACUGGGUCUACGGAGACGCUUUCUGCCGUAUUUUGCUGUUUCUUCUGGCCACCAACAGAGCUGCUGGUAUAUUCUUCCUCACUGCUGUCGCUGUUGAUAGAUACCUGAAGAUCGUCCACCCUCUCAACCGCAUCAACAGCAUGGGUCUGCGCUACGCCAUGUGGGUCUCUGUUGGCCUGUGGAGUCUCAUCAUAGCCAUGACUGUCUACCUGUUAACAGACGAACAUUUCUACUAUCGAAACAACCGCACACAGUGCGAGAGCUUCAACAUCUGCUUCGGGAAUAAUUCACGGUUCACCUGGCACAAUGUGUUUUACGUUAUCCAGUUCUUCGUGCCCACGGCCAUUGUAAUCUACUGCACAACCUGCAUUACAUGGCAGUUGAAGCGCAAGACAGUGGACAAAAAGGGCAAAAUCAAAAGAGCAGUGCAGUUUAUCUUGGCAGUGGCUGUGGUUUUCGUUGUGUGUUUCUUCCCAAGCAACAUCUCGCGUAUCGCCAUGUAUGUCCUGAAGCUCUGGUAUAACGAGUGCCACUAUUUCUUUGAGGCAAAUGAUGCGUUCAAAACCACUGUCUGCUUUACCUACUUCAACAGCGUGCUCAAUCCCAUCGUCUAUUACUUUUCAAGCCCUGCGUUCAGCGGAUCCUUUAGGAGAAUCUUCAUGAAACUUCAAGGAAAGAAAAUUGAGGAUUAAUAAUAGUUCUGUGACAAUAUUCAGGUAGACACUGGCCCUCUCCCAAAUCCUAAGCUCUCACAGUUUCACAAAAAGUGCAUUCAAAGGGUGCACUGGUG